AUGGCGACAUUCACGGUAUUAGAUCAAGCUGAAGAAGACAAACUCCACGCGACCCGGCUGUUAGGUAUCGAAGAACGGCCCUUCAAACGAGUCUCCAAACGCCUUCUUGCGCCCACCACUCCCAUCAACGCGUUCCUGGCCCGACCGAGCCCGUCAGCCGACGACGACAACGACAACGACAACGACGACCCCCCCGCGCCAGAGUCGUCGUCUGCCGAGCAACACGAGCAAUUCCUCCAAUCCCUGACCCGCUUCCGCGAGGACAUCAUUCUCGACUUCGCGGCCUUCGAGUCCUCGAUCGCGCGCACCGCCUUCCUCCGCGCCGCCAACACCCGGGAACGCGAGCGCUACGCCACGGAAAAGCUCAAGAUCGAACAGACCGCCAACGACGUGCGGGCGAACCUGUCGCAUCUGCGGGUGCAGCUGGACGCGGCACAGAAGACGCUCGCGGUCCGGAAAACCUACGACGUGCUGGCGGAGAAGAUCACGCGCGACGAGAAGUUGAGGGUCACGCGGGCCGAGCAGCAUGUCAACCUGGAGAAACUCAAGGCGGAAAUCGAGGAGCUGGAACGGGAGAGUGCCGAGUUGAAGGUCGCGUGGGGUGAGAGGCGGGAACAGUUCGACCGGGUCAUGCAGGAGGGCACGAGGUUGAGGAGGGUCAUGAGAGACGAGAAGGAGCCAGACCCAGAGGGCGAGAAGGAUGACGCUGACCAUGAGAGGGAACGAGAUGGCGAUGACGGGGAGAGGGAAAGAGACGGCCUGUCGACGGCCGGCACACCCCGACCUGGAGACGAUGCGCCGACCCCCUUCCCCGCCGGGCUCAGAGGCAGCGGCGCGCUGACACCUCGGUCACAUAUGCAGGAAGGACCUGCUAGUACUGGAGGGGCUACACCGCGGCGGACAGACGAAGACGUUGAUAUGCACGGCAACACUGGAGUAUCUUCUGCGGGAGAAGACGGGAUCAAGGAGGCCGCGGCGGCUGCCCUUGAGAACGCUGCAGACGACAUGGACACAACAUAG
Messenger RNA from Fonsecaea erecta, 1020 nucleotides. RefSeq lists its product as hypothetical. Bases 1 to 1020 code for a protein of 339 amino acids. The transcript is spliced from 2 exons. Gene Ontology annotation, biological process: mRNA processing. Lineage: Eukaryota; Fungi; Ascomycota; Eurotiomycetes; Chaetothyriales; Herpotrichiellaceae. The record is from RefSeq and is a predicted model, not a curated record. Gene Ontology annotation, cellular component: THO complex part of transcription export complex.